Molecule: messenger RNA, 1119 nt
Organism: Tribolium castaneum (red flour beetle)
Lineage: Eukaryota; Metazoa; Arthropoda; Insecta; Coleoptera; Tenebrionidae
Product: vascular endothelial growth factor A-A
Exons: 6
Coding region: 1-948 (315 amino acids)
Biological process (GO): positive regulation of cell population proliferation; positive regulation of protein autophosphorylation
Cellular component (GO): membrane
Molecular function (GO): growth factor receptor binding; growth factor activity
Source: RefSeq, a predicted model, not a curated record
AUGUGCGUAAUGGUGCUGGGUGCACUUGUGGUAUGUUUGGUGGGUAUUAACGCGGCCCAGGAAGCCAUGGGCGUUUUUCCCGAUGAUUUAAACUUAAGAGGAGAUUAUGCCGUUAAUGAUAACACGCAUUUUCACCACCAUCACCACCACCACCAUCCGGGGUUCCAUAAUCAUUUUGAUAAUGAUGAUGAGAUGGGUGAGGUGGACGAGAACAGUAAAAGUGAUGGGUCUAAUGGGACCUUGCAGAUUCCCUUGGAUUUCAUCAAAGACCUCAACCAGCACAACGUUAGCGACCUAUUGCUGCACUACAUAGAAGAAGACGCUGUUUUCCUUCAAGAUCGGUUUGGGGGAGAUGAGGCAGAGGAAAGAAGCGCUGCCACUAUCCCAAAGGGGGCACCUUGCAUGCCUGAACUACAGACAGUAAACAUAGCAGCGUCUGACGAUCCAAGUGUUCUCUACAUCCCCCAAUGUACAAGGGUGGAGAGAUGUGGGGGCUGCUGCUCUCAUCAUCUCUUAGCUUGUCAGCCCGAAACGAAAGAAGAAAUUCCUUUCAAGGUCAUUAAAACGCAAUAUACCGGAGGUAAAAAAUUAAAAGUCCUAAGUAAGGAAGUUAUUUUGGUUGAAAAACACACGAAAUGUAAAUGUGAUUGUAAAGUCAGAGCUGAGGAUUGUAACAGAUUUCAAGAGUACAGAAAGUCGGAAUGUAGGUGUGCCUGUACUAAUUAUGACGAGGAAAAAAAGUGUAACAAAAACAGUUUGACCAAAUUGUGGAACCCAGAUUUGUGUGCCUGCCAGUGUCGGGAGACAAUGCAGUGCUCCACCGGCUCGUAUUUCGACCAAAACGAAUGCAAAUGUUUGCCAACUCCUGUGAAAAGACGCUUUGCCCCCUUUCAAAGGAGGAGCUACAGAACACAGCCCUUCCCAAUAGUCCCCUUAGAUGAUGACUAGAACAGCAUUUGUACCAAAAACGGCGCCCAACGGCCCAAACCAAACUUUCUUUGUUGUCCAUUUAAAACUUUAAAUGACUUACCACAAUGUGGUGCAAUCAGCUUGACAGCUCCCGAUUGUGCAUUAAAUGAGUAUAUUUCCUAAACAAAUAAACAUUUUUACCAACGGUCA